Durio zibethinus is the source of this 1634-nucleotide messenger RNA. Its product is annotated as RING/U-box superfamily protein. Lineage: Eukaryota; Viridiplantae; Streptophyta; Magnoliopsida; Malvales; Malvaceae. The record is from RefSeq and is a predicted model, not a curated record. Gene Ontology annotation, molecular function: ubiquitin protein ligase activity.
ACUGCACAGAAAUGUUCCUCAUCAAAAGUUCAAAACCAAUCAAAAUUCUCCCCAGUAAAAAACUCAGAGUCACUCCAUCUUCCCUCUCUCUCUCUAACCUUUAAUCAAUUCCACGUUCUGUUAUUCUUCAUUAACAUUUCUCUUUCUUUCUCUCUUGUAAAACAACCGGACCAAACCAAAAACAAAAAAAGCCAUGCCAUUUGUUACAGAAACCUCGGCUUCAGCUUCUUCUUCGUCUUCAACAAUAGCAGAACAUCUAAAACUAAGAAGGCCAACCAGAAACCAAAUCAACAUAACAAAAACAGAUCCAAACCCAGUGCCAGAAAUCCCAUCUGUAAUCCAAUCCACUCGUUGUAAAUCCAGCAUUUCCUCUCUUUUCCUCUCCACUUUCGCCUCCACCAAUUAUGAAACAACAACAACAACAACAACAACAAACACCAAAAAAAAAGCUAACCCUUUUAGCCAGUCCACUCUCAGAGGACUUGGCUGCACAGCAUCUGCAUCACAGCAGGUGUCGGUGCCUGCCAUGAUACGUACAUCAGCUGAUUGGGAAGCUAAGAAAGUGAAGAAGAAAAAGAAAACACAAGAACAAGAAAAGAAGAAGAAAAAGAAGAAAAGCAGUAAACUUGUUGGCAAUGAUAAUAAUAACAGUAAUAAGGUGCAUCAUCAGCAAGGUGUGGUUUUGAAUGAAGGGAGUGGCAAUAACAUAAGUUGUGGGGUAAUUCAGGAUGUUUGGUGUGGACCUGGAAUUGGGUUUUCAGCUGAUGCUGUUGGCUCUGUGGAUUGCGUUGUGGCAAGGAGAAAUGUGCCUGCUAGAGGCAAGAUUGAUGUUGAAAAGGUCAACCAUAGGGAGCGUUUUUGUAUAGCAAGGCGGACUAUAAAUCCUGAAACUCUCUCGUUUUUUGAUUCUGAUUCAGCCUUCAUCCCAACACGUCCGGCACCCGAAUUCUUUGGAGCUAGAUACCAUCGUCAUGUUCGACAUCCUUCUCCUGAGGGGCUUGCUGAGAUAAUGAUGCUACAGAACAACUUUCUAAUGGGGGGAAGAUUAGAUUCACGUGAUCGAUUUAGCGACUGGAGGCUUGAUAUUGACGACAUGUCAUACGAGCAAUUACUGGAGCUUGGUGAUAAAAUUGGUUAUGUAAAUACUGGAUUGAAAGAAGAUGAGAUAAGCAGAUGCCUCAGAAAAAUUAAGGGCUCGAUUACGAAUGAUUUACCACCAAACGUGCCAAUGCAUGUUGAUAAGAAGUGCAGCAUUUGUCAGGAGGAAUAUGAAGCAGAUGAAGAGAUGGGGAAGCUAUGUUGUGGACACAGCUUUCACAUCCAAUGUAUAAAGCAGUGGCUGGUGCAGAAAAACACUUGCCCUGUUUGUAAGACUGAAGCAACAGCUUGAUGCUAGCAGCAGCAGCAGUCAUGGAUUCAUUUUAACCCUCUUGUUGGUGUAUAGAUUUUGCUCCAAGUACAAAAGCAAGGAUUCAUUUUUUUUCUUUCCUUUUUCUGAAAAUGUGUGAAGCCUUAAUGGUUCAACUUCUAUUUGCUUAAAAAAUGAUGGGCAAUUAUUGUUAUAUGAAUGAGAACUGUUGCAACUUUGCCUACCUCUCUUGAAAUCAAAUACUAUUGUGACUGUGUUGCUAGCA